GCGGCGCGGCGCGGCGCGGCCCUGGCUGCGGCCCAGCUUCCUCCGUCGUUUCCUGCCGCCGCGCUCUCCUGUCUGCAGGCUGCCCGCGGCUCCUAAGUGACAGAUGCGGGUGAAAGAUCCAUCAAGAGCCAACCCCGAGAAACCAAAGAGAAGCAAAAGGCCUAACAGGCCACAGGAUGAGGACUCUUCAGAUGAUAUUUCAGGCUUAACCUGCCAGCAUGUGAGCCAAGCAGUAGAUGUGCAUCAUGUUAAGAGGGUGGUAGCUCAGAGCGUCUGGUCAAUAUGUGCAGAAUGUUUGAAGGAGAGACGGAUGAGUGAUGGUGAGCCCGUGGCACCUUCGGACAUAUGGCUGUGUCUCAAAUGUGGCUCUCAGGGAUGUAGUAAGAACUCUGAAGGCCAGCAUUCUCUGAAACACUUCCAAACAGCACGCACAGAACCUCAUUGCAUUGUUAUCAACCUCAGCACAUGGAUCAUAUGGUGUUAUGAAUGUGAUGAAGAGCUGUCAACACAUUGCAACAAAAAGGUUUUGGCUCAGAUAGUUGACUUUCUUCAAAAACAUGGUUCCAGGGCUGAACCAAGUUCAUCAAAAAUCAUACGACUCCGUGAAGAGAACAGUGAAACUAGUGAAAUACUGAAAGGAAAAGGUUCUGGAACUGGUGCAUCAGUUCCAGUUAAAGGAAUAAAUAAUUUGGGAAAUACGUGCUUUUUUAAUGCUGUCAUGCAGAACUUGGCACAGACGCAUGUACUAAAUGAACUGAUGUAUGAGAUGAAGGAGAAAGGAACAAAGUUAAAGAUCUGUCAUACUUCAGACUCCCAAUUGGAUCCUCUGGUGGUAAACCUCUCAAGCCCAGGACCUUUGACUUCAGCGAUGUUCUUGUUCCUUCACAGCAUGAGGGAGGCUGGAAAAGGUCCUCUUUCUCCCAAAGUGCUGUUCAGCCAGCUUUGUCAAAAGGCUCCUCGAUUUAAGGGGUUCCAGCAGCAGGACAGCCAGGAGCUUCUGCACUAUCUGUUGGAUGCAAUGAGGAUUGAAGAAACAAAGCGUAUACAAACUGGUAUCUUAAAAGCAUUUAAUAAUCCAACUACUAAGACAGCAGAUGAAGAAACCAGAAGAAAAGUCAAAGCAUAUGGAAGAGAGGGUGUGAAGAUGAACUUCAUAGAUAGGAUCUUUGUUGGUGAAUUGACUAGCACUGUCAUGUGUGAGGAAUGUGAAAAUAUUUCAACAGUAAAAGAACCUUUCAUUGAUCUUUCACUACCUAUAAUAGAGGAGAGGGUUGCAAAACCUGUGCCUUUGGGAAGAACAGGUAAAGGUAAAAGUGUACAAGAGGCAGAUCUUGGUCAGUAUAACUGUUCUUCUGUCACUACACUGAAUAAUCAACCCAAAAUUGUCAAGAAACAUGCUUUAACAAAAGAUAAGAAUCAAUUGAACCAGGAAAGACGGCUUGCCAGAAAAGCUUCCUCGAAUGAAGAAGAAAGAAGUCCUGUUAUAAUACAGGAAAAAAACAAAAAGCUUGAGCUGGAAGGUGGCUCUGGCGUUCUGUGUUCCAAAGACACAACUGCUGACUCUGCUGUAAAUGGAAGUCAGACGGAUGGCAGUGAGAAGGAAGCCAGCCGCUCUGAAAGCAGCUUUGAUGCAGAUAGUGAAGCCUCAGAAAGCGAAAGUGCUUCUAAGCAAACAGCUUUCAGUCCAUCCAGCAACAUGUCUGGUUUGCAUGUCAACCACAUAAAUGUUAAAACGCCCCACAACAAACCAAGUGACAGUACCGAAGGGAUGAUUUCUAGUGCCAUAUCCAAACUCAGCUUAUGUGAUACUAUGCAUGAAGAUAAAAAAUCAAGCCGUGGAGAUCCAGCAACAGGUUUAUCAAAUAAUUCCAUGUUCUCAGGAGACAAAUCCCCUCUGUCCCAAAACCCUCAAAAUGCUUUCCAGACACUUUCCCAAAGCUACAUAACUAGCUCAAAGGAAUGUUCUGUUCAGUCCUGCCUCUACCAGUUCACCUCUGUGGAACUCCUCAUGGGGAACAACAAGCUCUUAUGUGAGAGCUGCACAGAAAAGAAACAGAAGUAUCAGAAGAAAACCAACUCCACAGAAAAGAAAAUGGAAGGUGUCUACACAAAUGCUCGGAAGCAGCUGCUGAUUUCUUCAGUUCCUGCUAUUCUUAUUCUCCAUCUGAAAAGAUUCCACCAGGCUGGUUUGAGUCUACGGAAAGUGAAUAGGCAUGUGGAUUUCCCACUGAUUUUAGACUUAGCACCAUUUUGUGCUGCAUCUUGCAAGAAUGUUACGGAUGGUGCAAGAGUGCUGUACAGUCUUUAUGGAAUAGUGGAGCACAGUGGGUCAAUGAGAGGUGGUCAUUAUGCAGCAUAUGUAAAAGUCAGGACACCCUCCAAGAAAUUACUGGAGCAUAUUUCUACCACUAAAAAUGUUCUGGGCUUAAAAGAAGCCGUGGGAGCAUCAGGAGGACAGUGGGUGUAUGUUAGUGAUGCCCAUGUUCAGAUGGUUCCAGAAUCAAGAGUACUAAAUGCACAAGCAUAUCUACUUUUUUAUGAAAGAUUAUUACUAUAAGUCUCAAUGAUUUAAUUUAAAGAUGGUAGUGGUUAUUUAGUUUAUCUUAUUUAAAGCUGCAGUGGUAAGAGUACCUGUAAAUAUUGUGCCUUUAUCUUGUAGAGAAUUUAUCAUAUGUUGACUCUGAAGUUCAGUCAAGCUAUUAUAAAUAUCAGAAUUGUUCUCUUGAAGUAUGCACUUUUCCAAACAUUUAAAAUUCCUGGAUUAAUUAAAAUACAGUACCGUUAGAAUGUAAGAUGAUGUCCUAUCCUACUGAGGUCUAUAGAAAGUUUGUUUUUGAUAAAGAUAAGCUUUCACCCAUAGUACUAGAACAGUUGAGAAUAAAAAUACUGAUAGUGUUAAGUGCCUGGAUUUGGUGGUGUACAGUAACUAUAGAAAGUAUUUCAACUUCUGUGAUCUAAUCCAGAUCCUUCCCAUCUCUGGGUUGGUUGUCAGCUGUUAAGAAUCCUGCAAACAAGAACCUGUCAAAUUGUGUUGUAGUAAUUGGAAAGCACAGUGCUUCCAGAAUGGAGUAACAGCUGUCUCUGGUUAAGGCUGCAGUGCACUUUCCCAACAGAGCUGGGAAUAGACUGGGAAAAUGUUGCUUCCUCAAAGUAACAGUGAAUCCUUAGAUACCCAAUACCCUUUCAGCUGUCUCCAGCUGGCACAGGUAUAGCAAUGUAUUCUUGUUUAAAUAUAUACUUGGUGUGCAUAUAUAUAUCCUCAUAUAUAUAUUUAUAUACACACAUGUGUGUGUAUAUAUAUGCACACCAUAAAUCAAUAUAUAUUGUCAUUUUACCUGCUAGGAAAGACAAUUGCAAAUACUUCUGUAUUUAGUAAAUUUUCAACUUCAUAUUUAUGACAAUGUACAGCAUAUAAGCUUGUGUAUGAAUAUGUAUUGAAUUUAAGUGUAACUGGGUAAUUCUGUUACUUUUGGUUCUAAAAAUGAAUUUAUCUGUUCCUGAAUACUUUUCUCACAGGAGUAAUAAACUAUAAAUUAUUUUUGCACUGU
Messenger RNA from Melopsittacus undulatus (budgerigar), 3548 nucleotides. RefSeq names its product ubiquitin specific peptidase 45 (gene USP45). Gene Ontology annotation, molecular function: zinc ion binding; cysteine-type deubiquitinase activity. Gene Ontology annotation, biological process: protein deubiquitination. The transcript is spliced from 18 exons. The coding region runs from base 104 to 2557 and encodes 817 amino acids. The record is from RefSeq and is a predicted model, not a curated record. Lineage: Eukaryota; Metazoa; Chordata; Aves; Psittaciformes; Psittaculidae.